AUACUAAUUCGCUCGAAGGGCGAUGAGAUCGAUCAGCCUUCAGGGCACUCCGUUUUGUCUGAUCAAGUGACAAAUUCCUCAGGACGUCGGAAGGAAUAUUCGCCUUGAAGACGGCAUUCUCUGUCUCGAGGCGGUAGAUAUGCGAUUCUAGCUCAGUGAUCUUCCCUCGUAACACGUCGAGUUCUUCACGUACGGCAAACAUUAGAUGGGUUUUGACGAGGUCCAUAGCUUGCUCGAUCUUCGAAUCAAUGGCUGACGUUGAUGGCUGUCCCAUACCGUUAUUACUCCCUACAGCACCCGCUAAUAAAUCGCUUCGUUUCGUCGGAUUGAUUCGGUUUCGUAUUUCAUGUGGAGUAAGUGAACUCUCGAGACCUCUUUGAAGUCUUUCAUCUGCUGCUCUUCGAAUGUGAUGCCGUUCCGGCCCUUCAAAUCACAACUUUCAGUUUGGAAUAUCAAAGACACAAGAAAACCGGUCUCAGAAAGCGCUGUAACCGAAAUAGAAGCGCUAAAAAUAGCCCGGAAUCGAAAUUCCUCUCUACGAGUGUACAUCUCAAGCCCAAAUUGAUGAGCCGCUCAAUUUUUUAUUACCUUUUUUAUUAUUCAAAACGGAGACGGCGUCAUUUGGAGUGA
Messenger RNA from Haemonchus placei, 630 nucleotides. NCBI's taxonomy places the organism in Eukaryota, Metazoa, Nematoda, Chromadorea, Rhabditida, Trichostrongylidae. The record is from the annotation of a GenBank genome assembly.